AUGGCUCUGCGGAUAUCUUGUUCCCGCGCUGCAAAGCGUGCAACUUCCCUCACACCUGCCACAUCGGUUCUUUCGUCAUACAGUGCGCAAUGGAGAAGAGGAAAUGCCACCGUCGCCCCGACGCAGGUUACGCAGGGAGAAAAGGGCCCAACUGCCAUGGUAUUCAUGAACAUGGGCGGGCCAUCCACUACCGAUGAGGUUCACGGCUUCUUGAGCAUGUUGUUUGCCGACAAAGACUUGAUCCCUCUUGGACCCCUCCAGAACUACAUCGGACCUUACAUUGCAAGGAGAAGAACACCCAAGAUUCAAAAACAGUAUGCCGAGAUUGGUGGAGGAUCGCCGAUUAGGAAGUGGUCGGAAUACCAAGCCGCAGAGAUGUGCAAGAUUCUCGACAAGACUUCACCCGAGACAGCGCCGCACAAGCCAUACGUCGCGUUCCGUUACGCCAACCCUCUUACUGAAGACACCUACAAGCAGCUGCUGGCAGAUGGAUUUGGAGGUGGCAAAGGUGGUCGCGCUGUCGCCUUCACGCAAUACCCGCAAUACUCAUGCUCUACUACUGGUUCCUCACUGAACGAGCUCUGGAAGUGGAGGACAAGGCUGGAGGGCAAACGUGCAGCUGGAGAGACUGGACAGGAAGUCGAACCCGAGGGUGCGAUAAAAUGGAGUGUCAUUGACCGCUGGCCUGCUCACCCAGGUCUCGUCGAGGCAUUCGCCCAGCUCAUCGAGAAGAAGCUCGCAGAAUAUCCUGCUGAGCGAAGAGACGGCGUCGUCAUUCUCUUCUCAGCACACAGUCUGCCGAUGACUGUUGUAAACCGUGGUGACCCAUAUCCCUCCGAAGUCGCGGCCACUGUUUACGCCGUCAUGCAGCGUCUAGGUAUGAAGUAUAAGUACCGUCUGGUAUGGCAGUCGCAGGUCGGACCUCAGCCAUGGCUCGGUGCACAGACUUCAGACACCGUCAAGGAAUACAUGAAGAAGGGCCAAACAGAUAUGUUGUUGGUUCCAAUUGCGUUCACAAGCGACCACAUCGAGACGCUGUACGAACUCGACAAGGAGGUCAUUGGUGAAGAUGCUGAAGGUCACGAGGGUGUCAAGCGUGUAGACAGCUUGAAUGACAACCGUGUCUUCAUCGAAGCGCUCGCGGAUAUUGCCAAAGCACAUUUGCAAAGCGGUCAGGCUUGCAGCCCUCAGAUGACUCUCCGGUGUCCAAAGUGCACUAGUGAGAGGUGUCUGGCACAGAAGGAAUUCUUCGCGAGCCAGACGCAGCAUAUCAAUCCUUCUACAGCAUAG
This is a messenger RNA of Bipolaris oryzae ATCC 44560, 1290 nucleotides long. RefSeq lists its product as uncharacterized. The record is from RefSeq and is a predicted model, not a curated record. Gene Ontology annotation, biological process: heme biosynthetic process. The transcript is spliced from 2 exons. NCBI's taxonomy places the organism in Eukaryota, Fungi, Ascomycota, Dothideomycetes, Pleosporales, Pleosporaceae. The coding region runs from base 1 to 1290 and encodes 429 amino acids. Gene Ontology annotation, molecular function: protoporphyrin ferrochelatase activity.